CAGAACCCACGAAGAAAAUAUUCUCCUUCAGAAGAAAAUAUUCUCCUUCAGAACCCACGACGGUGAAUUUACAGUCGCAACUCCACCCUCACACGCAAAUGACAAGUUUGUGACGAAUCAUAAUCAAAGGCCAAUUAGGUUCUUGGAGAAUCAUCGUUAAAGCGUUUCUCUCAGCUACACUCACGCCGUCACUACGAAACAUCGUCAAAGCAACCAACAUCAUUUCGAAUCUUGUCUGUUGAAGCCUGUUGUGAGACAAUGACUUCAUCGUAUGAGGAAAUUCGCCUCAAAAGAAUUGCAGAGAAUAAGAAAAAGCUGGAGGCUCUCAAUCUUCCUAAACUCUCUCAAUCCCUUCACAAAUCAUCUUCGUCUUCUUCCAAACCAUCAUCUUCUGUGAAGGUUCGUCCGAGGUUUGUACAACCUGGAGAGCUUGAAGUAAACAAGAAGCGCUUACGUUCAACUUCAACUCGCAAGUCGUCAAUAACCCCUCCACCAAUCGAAACUACAAUAAUUCCUCCGCCAAUCAAAACUGUAAUAACCCCUGCACCUAUCCAACCUGAAAAAGAUGUUAUGGUAGAAGAUGAGGAUGAAGAUGAUGUGGUGGGAGAUGAGAUUGAAGAUGAUGUGGAAGAAGAUGAGGCUGAAGAUGUUGUGGUAGGAGAUGAGGCUGAAGAUGUUAUGGUAGAAGAUGGGAUUGGAGAUAUUGUUAAAGUGGCUAAAUCUGUGUAUUGGGAUGUAAAUGUCAUCAAUGAGGAGGGUUAUGUUUCGAACACACGUUUAUGUGUGAAAGACUUGGUUGCGAAAUCAUUAGAGUCUGAUGGAACAUGGAUAAUGCUUGAAUUCGAUAAGGAUCAUUGUGCAAUAGGACCAGCUUCUGGUUUGUUAGCAGGGUAUUUGGGUGUAAUUGUUAGAAUGUUUAAAGACUUUCCCAUUAUGUUUGAGAGUUGGAGGGAUAUUCCAUUGGAUACAAAAACAAAGUUUUAUGAUUCAAAGAUAAAGCGCCAUUUUCUUGUUGAUGAUGGGCGUGACAAAGAAUUCGUACUUGCUUCUGCUGCAAGGAAAUGGAAGGAUGGCCGACAUCAUUUGUUUCGCCGAUUUUAUAAAUGGGAUCUCACUUUGGAGGAAAAUCUUCAAAAUUAUCCAAAAUGCAGAGGAAUUCUGAAAAACGAUUGGGCUAUUUUUGUUCAAUAUAGGCGAAAAGAAAAAACACAGAAAAUAGCCCAAAAAAAUGCUCAAAAUAGAGCAAAAUUGAAGGCUCCGCAUACACUCGGAUCUAAGUCGCUUGCAAGGAAGAAACAUGAGUUGGAAUUGAGAGAUGGACGAACAUACAGCAGAGGAGAAAUGUAUGCAGUUUCUCAUAAAAAAUCUGACGGGACUUUUGUCAAUGAAGAUGCAUACAACAAUAAUGAAAAAUUAGAAGCUGCAAUUAAGGAUUCCGUGUCUGAAAAUGAGGCAUUUCAAAAAGUUUUUGGAAAAGAAAAACAUGGAUAUGUUCGUAGUAUGGGGCUUGGAGUUACGCCAUCUCAGAUUAAUAGAUCUACGAUAUCAGCAUCUUCUGCAGAAAAUAAAAAAAUAAAGGAAAUGCAAGAAGAAAUUAAUGCACUUAAAGAAAAGAAUUCAAAAAUUGAUGAACUGAUGGAGGCAAUCGCACUCUUAACGCAAAGGGACAAUGCUAAGACAAAAGAAAUUGAACUCUUAAUGCAAAUGCAAAAUUCUAGUGGAAGACAGGGAUUGGAAUCACCCGCUGAUGGUAGACGUUCAUCUGAGUCUAGCUACCAUAUUGCAGAUAAUGGAUCAACAAGAAAGACAAAUUAGACUUUGCUAUGAAUUAAUGAAAUUAUGAACUUUCCUAUAUAUUUUUGACUUUAUGAUACUUAUUAUUAUAAUAUUAGGAUUUGAUAUGUUUUUCGGUUUUUUUUUGUAUUACAUGACUAUGGAACUCGUAUUUUAAU
This is a messenger RNA of Vicia villosa (hairy vetch), 1952 nucleotides long. RefSeq lists its product as uncharacterized. The transcript has 10 exons. Bases 259 to 1815 code for a protein of 518 amino acids. The record is from RefSeq and is a predicted model, not a curated record. Lineage: Eukaryota; Viridiplantae; Streptophyta; Magnoliopsida; Fabales; Fabaceae.